This is a messenger RNA of Lodderomyces beijingensis, 474 nucleotides long. The record is from the annotation of a GenBank genome assembly. NCBI's taxonomy places the organism in Eukaryota, Fungi, Ascomycota, Pichiomycetes, Serinales, Debaryomycetaceae.
AUGCUACGAGGAAGAUCCGGGUCGCAGUUGAACGAAAUCCUCCCUGUGCCAAUCGAGCUCAACGAAGGCGAAACAAUCGAAGCGCACACCCACAACCACACCUCCCACAUCACAGACGUGCUCGUGUCCUCCUACCACUCGGUCGAAUCGCCGCACCACCAGAGCCAAUCCUACAUCGUGUGGCAGAUCACAAUCACAGUCAACGACCUCGACUUCUCCUCGAUCAAGCUAUAUAAGCGAUACAGCGAGAUCUACCAGUUGUAUCUAGAUUUGAAACAGGUGUACGGCGACGGCAGCGCGGGCGUCAAAGUCCCGGCGCCCCCACCGAAGGAUAUCUGGAGCUUGGAGCGGGUGUAUAUGAGCAAGCGAUGGUUGGAGGAGAGAAGGAAGGGGCUCCAGUGGUUCUUGAGUAGCGUGUUGUUGGAUCCCGUCAUGCAGCGGAGCAGCGUGGUCAAGCUGUUUGUCUUGAGCUGA